Messenger RNA from Schistosoma rodhaini, 6353 nucleotides. NCBI's taxonomy places the organism in Eukaryota, Metazoa, Platyhelminthes, Trematoda, Strigeidida, Schistosomatidae. The record is from the annotation of a GenBank genome assembly.
ACAAUGAUAGAUGGUAAGGUGACUAAAAGGCAUUAUAGAAAGUUGAAAAGAAAAAUUGAAUUUUUAUAUUAUUACUACUGAUCUUGAUCCUAAAGGAUAAUUGAUAGUAUAUAACAUUGUUUUAUUUUUAGUUGGCAUUAUCUACAUAGCAAUGUUAAUGUCCCCUGAGAAACUCAUGCCGAACAUCAUUUUCUCUGAAUUAUAUUUAAUAUUCAUCCAGUUACAACUGUUAUGCUUUUUCUAACAUUCACCAGCUAUUGGUUUGGGACGUCAUUCCUCUUUAUUUAUUCAGUCUUUUAGUCAAAUGCAAAGUAGAACCUAACACAUGUGCGUCAACUCAAGUUAUAACACAUCACCACAGCGAAAUAAAAUGAUCAAUCACAGCCAUUCACCUACUUACUGAAGACGAUAGUGUUUGGCUCCUCUAUCUAAAUUUAUACUUAUUAAGAAAAGCACUGACAAGAGUGAGUGCAUUAACGAGUCAAAAAGAUUGUUUACAUCCGAUUGGUUCAUUGAAGUCAGCCAAUGGACAAAGCAGCCAAUCAGAAGCCAGAAACUGUGACAAGCCAACUAUUACCCUCAUUGGCUGUCGAUCGUACACAGACCACAUGUCUAACCUCUGGAAAUAAUCUUGUAAAAGCUCAUAUGUCAAACCAAUCAUACGACAGUAGCUACCAUUGCUCGACUGAUUUUCAUCAAUAUCCCUCAUCUUUACCAAAUCAGUCUAGUUUAAAAGAAUCAAUAUUUCUUGAAAGUAAUGAGGACAAUAAUGGAGAUACGAAGUCAACCAUCGGUAGUAGUCAACAAAAACAUGGUUUGAUUAAAAAAUUAUUAAAUCGAACACAUUCAAAUAAUACUAACAAUAGUACUAAUAGUAAUAGUAGUCCAGAGAAAUUGAAAAUCUUGGAAUUACGGUCUCAUCGUCGACCGCAACAGGCCAUAGACGCUUCACAGAAAGUUAUGGGAAAUGUUCAUCAUGGUAACCCAAGCUAUGGGGCUGGUGUUGGCGGUGGUGUUCUUCAUUCUCCCGAUGACAAUGUCACCAAUAAGAUAACCAAAAAUGCAACCAAUACAAAAUCACAUAAUAAGCAGUUAGUCAUACAUAGUCAUCCAACUAAUCAACAGACAUUAUCAACAUCAUCUUCACAUGAUGGUCAUAUAUCAUCUUCUGGUAAAACUAAUUCACCAUCAAUUAACAGUAGUCAUACUAUUACUACUACUCCUAGCAAUAAUAAUAAUGUUAUUGAUGGAGUUGUAAAUAAUGCAUCUAAUCCUACAACAACAAAUGAAACAAUUGUCCAAUUACAAGAAAUGAUUGCACAUUUAAAAGCUGUUGUCAAUGCAAAAGAUCAACGAAUACAAGAGCUUGAAAGGGAUAAGGAUAAACUGCGCUCUGUACUUCAUCAACAAUUAACUAGUAGUUGGGACGACUCAACAUUAUCCUCACCUGUUGAAGGCCUUAAAGUGAUUCACGAGGAUCUCCCAUCUAUUAAUGAGACAAAUGUUAAUAAUAAUAUCAAUGAUGACAAACGUAAUGAUGAUGAAUCCCAUAGUCCUUCAUCAUCAUCAUCUACUCCAGCUGGGUCUCCACUAGUUACUGAUGUCACUACCCCGCCUCCCGCAGCUGCUUUGUUACUUCGUAAACGUCUAGGUGUCUCUGGCGAAUCAAUGAAAUGUGCACAAGAAUUAGUUUAUCAUGAUAAAGAUGCCAAUUCUCGUCGACAAAUACGUGAAGCUUUACGAAGUAAUGAUUUAAUCAAGAAUUUAGAUGCAGUUCAGUUACAAGAGGUUGUCUCUUGUAUGCAUGAACAAACAGUGCCAGCUAACUGUUAUAUUAUACGUGAAGGCGAUGACGGUGGACAUUUAUAUGUCGGUGAAGAAGGUGAAUUUGAAGUUUCAAAAGGUGGUAAACGUUUGUAUAUUAUGGGAGCUGGUCGUUGUUUUGGUGAAUUGGCUUUAUUAUAUAAUUGUAAACGUACGGCAUCUGUAAAAGCUGUAACUGAUGCACGUGUUUGGGUAUUGGAAAGAGCAUGUUUUCAAGCGAUUAUGAUGAAAACUGGUUUGGAACGUAUUGAAGAACGUAAAGCAUUUCUACGAAGUGUCCCACUGCUCAAAGAUUUAUCACCUAAUCGAAUAUUACGAAUAGCUGAUGCAUUAGAGGCUCAAUACCAUUCGGCUGGUGAUUGUAUCAUAAGGCAAGGUGAACUGGCUGACAGCUUCUUUUUAAUUCAAUCUGGAAAGGUUCGAGUCACUAUAUCCUCACCUCAAAAUGGUUCAAAUGAAACCAAAGAAACUGAAAUUAGACAAUUAACCAAAGGUGAAUAUUUUGGUGAAAAAGCAUUGCUCGGUGAGGGUCGUCGAACAGCAAAUGUUUAUGCUGUUGGUCCUGGUGGUGUUGAAGUGUUAUGUUUAUAUCGAAAAGACUUCUUGGAAUUGAUUGGUGAUAUACAGGAAUUAAAAAAUAAAGAAUAUGCCGAUGAAGAAACACGAUUAUUAGGCCAUAGUUCAUUUUCACAGAAUUCAUCCAUUGCUACUAUAAGCACAAAAGAUACUGGUAAAUUAGAUUUAGCUUCAUCAACAAAAAGUCAAGAUGAAUUACAUACAAAAUUGGGUUUAAUUAAUCAACCAUUACUACCGGCUAGUUUAUUAUUACAACCAAAAAUUCAAUGUAAUAUACUACUGAAAGAUUUAGAACGUAUUUGUGUGCUGGGUGUUGGUGGUUUCGGUCGAGUGGAUUUAGUAACAUUAACAAAUGAUCGUACUCAAGCAUUUGCAUUAAAACGAUUACAAAAAGCACAUAUUGUACAAACACGUCAACAAGAACAUGUAUAUUGUGAAAAAUUAAUUCUUUCAUCUGUUUCAUCACCGUUUAUUUGUCGACUAUUCAAUACAUAUCGUGAUAAUAAAUAUGUAUACAUGUUAUUAGAAGCAUGUUUAGGCGGUGAAUUAUGGACUAUCCUUCGUGAUAGUCAUCAUCUUGAAGAACGUACAACAAGAUUUUGUUUGGCAUGUUGUAUUGAGGCAUUGGAUUAUUUACAUCGUCAUGGAAUUGUUUAUCGUGAUUUAAAACCAGAGAAUAUGCUGGUUACAUCCAAAGGUUACAUUAAAUUAUGCGAUUUCGGAUUUGCUAAAUACAUUGGAAUUGGUCAAAAAACAUGGACAUUCUGUGGUACACCAGAAUAUGUUGCACCAGAAGUAAUUCUUAAUCAGGGACAUGAUUUCGCUGCAGAUUAUUGGUCAUUAGGUAUUUUAACCUUUGAAUUACUUACAGGCGCUCCACCGUUUCAAGCAUCAGAACCAAUUAAAAUCUAUAUGAAAACAUUGAAAGGUAUAGAUGCUUUGGGUUUAGCACAAAACAAAUAUAUCAGUUUAAAAGCUUUACAAUUUAUUCGACGAUUAUGCCGAUUUAAUUCAUCCGAAAGAUUAGGUGUUGGUAAAUAUGGAAUACAAGAAAUACGUAGUCACAAAUAUUUUCAAGGAUUUGAUUGGGCUGGUAUAGUUAAACAAACAUUGACUACUCCAUUCAGAGUUAAAUUGAAUGGACCAUUGGAUCAUUCAAAUUUUGAUCGUUUCACAAUGGAUGAACAAGAAGCUCCAGAUGAAUUAUCAGGAUGGGAUGCAAAUUUUUAAAAUUUAUUCAGAAAAAUACUUAUAUACAUGUGCAGCAGGUGUACACCUUUACAGACAUACACGUUGACAUUCAUAUUGUUUAAACUUUUUUUUUCUUUUGUUUUUUAAUUUGUUGAAAAAAGCUAGAAGGGACCAAUGGAUUACAUGAAUGAAUUGUUGAAUUAUUGAAGUACUGGAAUACAACUGUGCAAUCCAUGUUAUACAUUGUCUUCUUAUCUCUCUUUCUUCUUCUUCUUCUUCUUCUUCUUCUUCUUCUUCUUCUUCUCUAUCUUAUCAAUACUGUUAUUUUGAUAAAAAUGAUACUGUAUAUUAUAGUCUGUAUUCAAUGUAUAUGUAUGUGUCGUAUGUUGAAUUUUUUUACUCUAUGGUCAACAUAUAAUAUACUUAUCAUUUAAGCUUGAUUUCGAUCCAUUUUCCCCCUUUCCUUUCUCUCUCCCCCCUCUCUCUUUUUUCCUCUCAUUACCCAUGUGUAAUUAUUUUCGGACAAGUAAUCGAAUCCGUUAUCAAUACAGACUGUAAAUUCUUGAGUAUCUUCUUCUAUUUUAACAUGUAUUUAUGUGUAGGUCUGUAAGAACUAUGCCUUAGUUUGCGUGCGUAUGUGCGCGCGUGCAUUGUGUGUCUGCUUUCUUUUUUUGUUUCUUUUUUUUUAGUCGAUAUGUUUGUAUGUCUAUCACCAAUUUUUGGUCGUUGUUGUUGUUGCCGAUUAUGUAACAAUUUCAUGGAAAUGAGAAGAGAGUUCGUUGGUCCUUUUCUUUUGUUUUAUUUAUUUAUAUUACUAAUUAUACUACUCAUUGUUCAUUCAUAUUGAACAUAAAUGAAUUCAUAAAGAGAAAUAUUAAACGAAUUGAUCACACCCUCUUCCCCCCUUUACAAAAGAUAAAAAAUUUUCAUUCUUCUCUUUCAUUGUUUUUGUCAAUCAGUUAUUUCGACUUAUUCCUGUUGUUGUUGUUGUCGUCGUCGUCAUCAUCAUCAUCAUCAUCGUUGUUGUUGUCAGAAUAUGUUAUACAAAACAAAGUAGAUGAUUAUUAUAAUAUUGAAAAUAUGUGCCUCAUUGUUGAUGGUUUUUUCUUCCGCUUUUUCUCUAUUUUUUCUUCUAUUUUUUCUUUUUCUUCAAUUCUUCUCAUAUGGAAUGAUACUGCUGUUUUGAGCACUGCUGACUUGUUUACAUGAUAUAUAUAUAUACAUAUAUGCACACAUACACCUUUUUUUAAAAUGAAGAAAGAGCUCAUUCAUAUUUGUUUAUUUUCUUUCAUUUGUGUGUGUGUGUGUGUGUGUGAAACAUGAGAUGAUGAUGAUUGAUUAUAAUUGACAGAUAUUAUUUUUUAUUAGAAGAGCUUAUAGAUCAUUGUCGUCAUUGAUUGGAAUACAAUAAAACAUGGAAUAAACCAUGGUUACCAUUACUGCUCUGGGUUUUUCUUUUACUCAUCGGUCAUUACACAUUUUUAUAUAUAUAUAAACUGUAUACAUAAAGGAAGUGAGUGAUUUUAAACAUGAAGUAAACAAAUUCUUCUCACUAUUCAUUCAUCUUGAUGCUAUUGUGUAUACCUCUAUCUGACUAUAUCAUUAUGUAAAUGCGUUCAGAUUUUCCUAUUCUAUUCUUGAAUGUAUUUUUCUGUUGUAAAACCCUGAUACAGGUAGAUAGGUAGAUAGAUAUAUCUAUGCAUAUGCAUACAUGCAUGAAUGCCUCUGAAAUCGAUUCCGUCGUUUCAGUUUGUUCCUUCGUCAAUUCUUUUUUUCUCUCUCCCUCUCUGUCUAUGUGUAUAACAUAACAGGCCUAAGACAAGCAGAAUCAAAUAUACAAAAAAAUUCCGAUUAUUACAUUGAUAAUGACUAUGUUUAUUUAUCAGAUAGAUCAGAUAUGUUUGAAUGAUUUGUAUAAACUUUUAAUGAUCAAAACAAUAUCGUCUAUCAUGUUUUGUUGGUGUUGUUACUGCUGUGUAUUUAUUAUUUUUUUGGCAAUGAUGGUCUGUAUUGUUUUUCAUUACCUCCCCCCCACACCUCUUACCUUAACUACUGCGAAGAAAAAGCACUAUUCAAUUACUUGUUUCAUGAAGUGUGUUGCUUUAUAUAGUUGGAUGCGCCUUUUUUUGUUGACAAUUCAUUUUACAUUUGAUUUGAUUAGUGUUAUUAUUAUUGUGAUCGGUGUGUUCAUAGUUUCGGUCAUUGAUUUUCCUGUUUUCCAUUUGAAAAAAAUGAUUCAAUACUACUACUGCUCUUUUGUUAGUAGUAAUUAACGUUCUGCUGUUAUAACUUUUAAUGAAAUAAUGUGUGUAUAUUUAAAUGUUAAUCAAUUCAUCUUCUUCGUCUUCUUCUUCUCAAAGUAACCAUCAUCUUGUUUACCGAUUAUUACACAGUUUUUUGUGUGUAUUUUUUCAUUCUGCUUUCAGAGGAGGUGAAUGGAGACAAUGAUUUAUUUUUUGAAGUAUGUGAUGAAUCCUGUUCUUCAGUUCAUUCGUUCGUUUGAUUGAUUUUUUUGAUUCGUUUUUUCUGUUGUCAACUAUUUUUUUUUUUAAUUUUUCAUUCAUUUGCAAGAGAAGAUUGAAUACAAUGUUCCUACUUUGCCUUCUCAUUCAUUCACUCAAUUCUCUUUCUCUCUCUAUCACACUCUCUUUCUGUAUUUGCAAAAAACGAAUAAUUCUACUUUAUAAUUCAUACAUAAAUAGAAACAGUGACAUCUUGUCAUCAUAUAAAUAAAAUUAAUAAAGUAUUGUUUUACAAGUUUA